UUGAUUUUCAUGAUACAAACUUUAAAUUUAUCAUUCAUUCACUUUUUUACGUCAAUAUAUUUCCUUGUAACUUUAUAGACAAAAAUAAGCUCGUGGUUGUAUUUUGUUUUUGUAUGUUGCGUACAUUCAUCGAUUUGUUUUCAUGUAUUCAAUUUUUUGCGAUUAAUGCUAGCGCAAUUGUAAUUUUUAUCAGUAUCAGAAAAGAAAGAAAAGUAUUAAUCCACACAAAAUGAUGAAUUCAAUAAUUCGAAAGCGCAUCGCUUCUUCUGACGACAAGAUAACAACAAAAACGGUUUCGUCGCCACCUAAAAAAACCAAAUCAUUCAUUGGUGAAUUGAAUGAAGAGGCAGAUCAGAGCUUCGAAAAAAAACUCAUCAAAAUGAUUCGUCGAAAUUUAAUUUCAAUUAUAAUAUCAUUAAUAAUACUAAUAUUAUUAUUUAUUUUCAUCGUCAUACCAAUCAUUGUUCGUAAUUCCAUUACUUUUCAACGUUUUGGUGUAUUCAUGAAUAUCAUCAAUGUACAUUAUUUCCACGAUCUUUCGAAUACAGAACAAUUUGGUUUACGUUGUGCUAAACCAUUUCGAAUCGAAACGACAAAUGAUGAAGGCAACAUAAAUCUUGGUGCCUGGCAUAUAUUUCCUCGUGAUGAUUAUGACGAAUGUAAACGAGAGGCACAUGAUUUUAAUGAUGAUGGAAUUAUUGUUCUUUAUCUACAUGGUAAUAUGGCAAGUCGAGCUUUUUAUCAUCGUCGUUUACUCUACAAUUUAUUAAGUGAAAAAUCUAAUGCUCAUGUUAUCGCUUUUGAUUAUCGUGGAUAUGCUGAUUCAACUAAUGCAAUACCUAGCACAUUUGGCCUGACAAAUGAUACUCGAAACGUCUAUGAAUGGAUACUUGGAAAUAAUGUCACAUCUGAUAGGAUCAUCAUUUGGGGACAUUCUUUGGGAACUGGUGUUGCUACCAGAUUCUUAAGUGAAUGUCCUGAUGAAAUCUAUCCAUUUGCUGCGGUUAUUGAAUCUGGUUUUACAUCAAUCGUUGAAGCAAGCCAUCAUUAUCCAUUGAUCAGAUUAUUUUCCUUUCUACCAUAUUUUGAAUAUUGUUUUGUUGAACCGCUAGUCAAUAAUCCAGAACUCAAUUUCAAUAGCACAGCUCAAUUAUCUACAAUUCGUUGUCCAUUAUUAAUACUUCAUGCAGAAGAUGAUGUUAUCGUUUCCUUUGAUCUCGGAAGAAAACUAUACGAACAAGCUAAAAUGUUGCAACCGAAAAAUGUUAGUGAACAAACACAAUUUGUAUCAUAUCCCGCCCAAUAUGGUUAUGGUCAUCAAGAUAUUUAUCGUGAUCCAGAUCUCCUUGGAGGGGAUUUCGAAGAUGCAGUGGAUGCUGAUGAUAUUGGCGAUGAAGCUGUCGAUGAAGAGAAUGUUGAAUUUUUGCCAUCCGAUCAGAUGCAACAGAAGCAAAAUGCCAAAAAGAUAACUACACCAUAUAUGACCAAAUAUGAAAGAGCUCGAGUGUUGGGGACUAGAGCCUUACAGAUUGCUAUGUGCGCUCCAAUUAUGGUGGAAUUAGAAGGCGAAACUGAUCCGUUACAAAUCGCCAUGAAAGAACUAAAGGAACGUAAAAUACCAUUAAUUAUCCGACGAUUUUUGCCAGAUGGUAGCUAUGAAGAUUGGGGAAUCGAUGAGCUCAUCAUUACUGAUUGAUAUUUUUUUCAAUUUUUAAAUGUAUUUUUCAUAAAUAAAUUAUUAAUUUUAUUAAAACUCGAAAGUUUCCUUUGA
Messenger RNA from Dermatophagoides pteronyssinus (European house dust mite), 1771 nucleotides. RefSeq names its product RNA polymerase II subunit RpII18 (gene Polr2F). Gene Ontology annotation, cellular component: RNA polymerase I complex; RNA polymerase III complex; nucleus. The record is from RefSeq and is a predicted model, not a curated record. Gene Ontology annotation, biological process: transcription by RNA polymerase I; transcription by RNA polymerase II; tRNA transcription by RNA polymerase III. NCBI's taxonomy places the organism in Eukaryota, Metazoa, Arthropoda, Arachnida, Sarcoptiformes, Pyroglyphidae. Gene Ontology annotation, molecular function: DNA binding.